Molecule: messenger RNA, 1557 nt
Organism: Bacidia gigantensis
Lineage: Eukaryota; Fungi; Ascomycota; Lecanoromycetes; Lecanorales; Ramalinaceae
Exons: 2
Coding region: 1-1557 (518 amino acids)
Source: RefSeq, a predicted model, not a curated record
AUGAAUGAUUUGUCAGACUACUCUCGCCCUCUCGGUCUUCCCACGCCUCCGCUUUCGGCCCCGCUUUCCCAGUCGUGCAACGCUUCAACACAUAUUGAAUCUUGGCUGGACAACAUUCUCUCAACGCAUCAGCACCGGAAGCUGAAACGAUCGUAUCAGCAAACCUGUCAGCCAGAAUCAGAAAAUCUUCCAAAGCUGGUUCGCCGGAGUGCUCGCCUUGCGCAAACUGGUCUAAAAAGCGGAGCAAUGCCUCCAAGAGUCGACCAAAUCAAGAAUAGCGUCAAUGCGCCAGCUACCCCGCCUCAAUCCAGCCUAUCCUCGGGCGUCCUUCAUACUCGUGCCCCUACUUCCGGCACUGCCUCCACCACGAAGGAUCCUAAUGAAGUGCGCCUCCGCCUCGAAAAGCAUCACAUGUACCAGGAAAAGGGUCACUUUCAAGAGCAUUACAAGGACUUCUCAAAUACGAUAGACGAAAAGAUUGGGCGUGUGUUGCCCAUCGAAAUGGGACAAGAAUCAGUUGAACGGUUCGAGAGAGCCUACAAAGAGACCCAGGGAGACAAUGAGGAUUCAUAUCUCAACGCGAUCAUCCCUCUGCUCGCUCCUCGGUACAGAAAGGUACCAGACGCCCCAGAGCAAGAGGUAUGGGAAGAAUUGCCAGCGGGACCGGUCCUUCCCCAUCGGAGAUACAAGCUACGGGGAUGGGACGAGGAAGGUGUCAAGAUGCUGCUCAAUCCUCUGUUCAAAGACGGAUUCGUUCCUUUUUGUGGCGAAGAUGACAUUCUGGCGAAGGAGCUAAAGAAGGAGGACAGUAUAACCAAUCCCAAGCCGGACCGGGUGUUUGGCUUGAAGCAGGAGAUUUUUCGAUUGCCUGCCGGCUGUCGCGCGUAUGAAAAUAUGGAGAGAUUGCUAGCACUGAUCGCUGGCAUGUGCCACGCCUUCUUUUUGAUUGAGGGUAAAAGCAACAAAGGUCUACUGGCUGCAGCAAACAACCAAGCUUGCCGAGCGGGCGCAACGCUGGUGUCGGUCUUGCGGAUCUUCCUUGAUGCCAUUGGUGUUGAGGACAUCGCCGAGGGUCUAGACGAGCGGACUUUUGUCUAUUCAAUGACCAUUGAUUCAAAUGUUGCUAGCAUCUGGGUACACUUCGCUGAAAAGCAAAGUGAUGGCACUGUUCACUUUCACAUGGAGUAUGUUACUGGCGCGCUUCUCCGGUCUCGAAACGAUAUUCCAAGGAUGCAACGCUGUAUUGACAAUAUCCAGAGCUGGGGCUGCACGGAGCGCAAGAACGAACUCCUCAAAUACCACAAAGAAUACCUCAUCCCCCAUCUUAGAGAUGUUGAAACCGGACGACUUGCGGAAAGGGAACUGAAAUUUGAAAGGAUGGUACUUGAGAAAGCGACUGCCGCGGAGAAAGAAGCCAUGAAUAAACAAACCAAAGCCGCAGAGAGAAAGGCCGCUGUAGAAGGCAACAAAGCCGCUGCAGAGAAGAAGAAGAAGCCACAAGCAGCCGCGCCAUCGACAAGGAUGGGACUGCGUUCACAGGACAAGGAGAAGAAGUAG